AUGGAUGAACCGACAAUUUUUAAAUAUAAAUUUACACCUAUUGAUAGAAAUACAGUUAAAUAUAACUUUUUAAAUGCAUAUGACAAUAAAUUGAGCUAUAUUGAAUUUAUAAAACUUUUACAUUUAGGUGAUGAAAAAUUUUUAGACAUAUUCACAAAAGCUUUGAAUGAAGCAACGGAUAAACUAUCCGCAUAUUUUUGGGAAUGCCCCCCCGUAUCUAAAGAAACAACAAUUAAACCGUUUGAAUUUGUAGUAACUAAAUCUGCUACAUUAAGUUAUAUUGAACAGGAUUACUCAAGCUUCAAAAACAAAAUUACUGAAUGUCAAAACAAAGAUGUUUGUAGUUUUAUUAAUCUAGGAAAAGAUGCGACUUUAAUUGUUCCUAUGCCUUGCCACGAUCUUGAUUAUAAAAAUCUUAGUAAUUUUACUAAGAAUGCUCCAAAAAAACAACAGAUCAAGUUUUGGCAAGAAGUAGCUACUAAAUUGACUGAAAGUUUGGACAUCGGUACUCCUAUAUGGUUAUCCACGAAUGGUUUAGGUGUUCAUUAUUUGCAUAUACGGAUUGAUAAUAAUCCAAAAUACUAUUCUUGGAAUGAAUAUUAUGAAGAAAAGAUACUUCCAUUUUACAAAAAGGGCUAUUCAAUUAGCUCUAUGCAAACUUUUAAUUAUGACCAACAAAAACCUAUAAAAAUGGGGCUAAAAACUACGCCAAGCAUUGAACAAAAUAUUGAACCAAACAUUAAACCAAAUGUUGAAACAAUUGUUAACCCGAAAAUAGAACCUAAAGCUGGGCCAAAUAUUGAGCCAAAUGUCGAACCAAAUGCUGAGUCAAAAGUGGAGCCAAAAGCUGAACUAAAUACUGAACUAAACAUUAAACCAAUAAUUUGA
Molecule: messenger RNA, 888 nt
Organism: Racocetra persica
Lineage: Eukaryota; Fungi; Glomeromycota; Glomeromycetes; Diversisporales; Gigasporaceae
Source: the annotation of a GenBank genome assembly